Trichosurus vulpecula (common brushtail) is the source of this 6708-nucleotide messenger RNA. It is a transcript of the gene MGAT4A, whose product is annotated as alpha-1,3-mannosyl-glycoprotein 4-beta-N-acetylglucosaminyltransferase A. The transcript has 16 exons. The record is from RefSeq and is a predicted model, not a curated record. NCBI's taxonomy places the organism in Eukaryota, Metazoa, Chordata, Mammalia, Diprotodontia, Phalangeridae. Gene Ontology annotation, molecular function: acetylglucosaminyltransferase activity. The coding region runs from base 302 to 1909 and encodes 535 amino acids. Gene Ontology annotation, cellular component: Golgi stack; endoplasmic reticulum; endoplasmic reticulum-Golgi intermediate compartment. Gene Ontology annotation, biological process: protein N-linked glycosylation.
AGCCUGAGCUGGAGCAGCCGCUGCCGCCGCCGCAGCUGCGGGAGCGUAGCGCCUGGGGCUGGAAGAGGAAGACCAUAAACCAGAAUUCAGCUAUAUGAAGACUGUGAAGAAGCACUUGGGUGAUAAUUUUGAAUGGUGUUCCAGCUGGACUUGUUUUGUAGAGCACUUGAAAUGAACCUCUCUCAUUUUUUGUUAUUGACCUGGAACCCCUAGUACUGGAAUACAUUGACUUCACAACAAUAAGAAAUAAUACAGGUUGUCAUUGUCAUCAAAAACAUAACAGUUGUGAUGGUGAAAUGAGAUGAGGCUCCGAAAUGGAACUGUGACAACUGUGUUAGUUUUUAUCACUUCAUUCCUCAGUUUGUCUUGGUAUAUUUCAUGGCAAAAUGGAAAAGAAAAGUUGAUUGCAUACCAGCCAGAAUUUCAUGCCUUGAAACAACGUCUCCGUAUAGCUGAACAUAGAAUCUUGCAACGUUCUUCUGAACUAAAUGCAAUCUUAGAACAAUUCAGACGUGUAAUAGCAGAAACAAAUGGAACCAAGGCUGCAUCAAGUAAUUUUUCAGAUAAUACCCUAAAACUGUUAAAAGACUUAAUGAACAGAAAAUCUCUUCAAGUGCCAAAUAUUUAUUACCAUUUGCCUCAUUUAUUGGACAAUGAAGGAAGCCUUCAACCUGCUGUGCAGAUUGGUUUUGGAAGAGCAAGAGUUUCAAUAGUAAUGGGAAUUCCCACAGUGAAGAGAAAAGUAAGGUCUUACCUUGUAGAAACUCUUCAUUCUCUUAUUGAUAAGUUAUCUCCUGAAGAGAUGUUGGACUGUAUUAUAGUAGUUUACAUAGGAGAGACGGAUCUAGAUUAUGUACACAGUGUUGUAGCCAUUCUGGAGAAAGAAUUUUCUACGGAAAUCAAUUCUGGUUUGAUGGAAAUAAUAUCCCCUCCUGCGACUUAUUAUCCUGACUUUACAAACUUAAAGAAGACAUUUGGAGACUCAAAAGAAAGAGUAAAGUGGAGGACAAAGCAAAACUUGGAUUAUUGUUUUCUUAUGAUGUAUGCUCAGGAAAAAGGCAUUUAUUACAUUCAGCUUGAAGAUGAUAUUGUUGUUAAGCAGAAUUACUUCAGUACGAUAAAGAAUUUUGCACUUCAGGUCUCCUCUGAAGACUGGAUGAUUUUGGAGUUUUCCCAGCUUGGAUUCAUUGGUAAAAUGUUUCAAGCAUCAGAUAUCACUUUGAUUGUAGAGUUCAUAUUUAUGUUUUACAAGGAGAAACCUAUUGAUUGGCUUUUAGACCAUAUACUUUGGGUGAAAGUCUGCAAUCCUGAAAAAGAUGCAAAACAUUGUGAUAGGCAAAAAUCAAAUCUACGAAUUCGAUUCAGGCCUUCCCUUUUCCAGCAUGUUGGUUUGCACUCGUCACUAGAAGGAAAAAUUCAGAAACUCACAGAUAAAGAUUUUCUGAAGCCAUUACUUCACACAAUGCAUGUAAACCCACCUGCAGAAGUAUCUACUUCUCUGAAGGUCUACCAAGGACACACAUUGGAAAAAACUUACAUGGGAGAGGAUUUCUUCUGGGCUGUUACCCCAAUUGCUGGGGACUACAUAUUAUUUAAAUUUGAUAAGCCAGUUGAUGUGGAAAGCUACUUGUUCCAGAGUGGCAAUCCAGAACAUCCAGGAGAUAUACUGAUAAAUACAACUGUGGAAGUUUUGCCUUUUAAGGGUGAAGAGUUGGAAAUAAGCAAAGAAACCAAAGAUAAUCAAUUAGAAGAUGGUUAUGUCAGAAUAGGAAAAUUUGAAGGUGGUGUGGCAGAAGGGAUGGUGGACCCCAGUCUAAACCCCAUUUCAGCCUUCCGUCUCUCAAUUACACAGAAUUCUGCUGUUUGGGCUGUUCUUAAUGAGAUUCAUAUUAAAAAGGUUCCAAACUGACCAAGUUCCCUUAGGAAGUCAAGAUCAUUUCAGACAAACGAUCUUAAUGGGACUUUUCAGCUCUGAAAUUGAUUCCCUGUAAGAUUGUUCUUCAAGGAAAAAAAGAUGUUAGAACAAAUUCAAGACAAUGAAGCAUGUUUCUGUUCUCUUUUGUAUUUCACUUGAAUACUACCUCUUGUGAAAUCUACUGUAGAUAAGAUUGUAUUAAGCCUUUUUGUCAGAUCAAUUCAGAAAACUAAUCUCCCAUCCAUAAUAUUCACAUGAAGCCUGAGUCCUUUAUUUGAACAUCAUUUGUACAUUUUACAGUCACAUUGUGUUUGUUUGUAUUAUCUUGUAUUAUUUUGGUGUUUUCCUAAUACGUAAGAGGUGUACAUAUUGCUACAUUCCUUCAAUAUAAGAGGAAUGUUAAAUACAUUUUAUGAAGGGGGUACUUUUGGAUUUCAUUUAUUUUACUAUUGCAAACCCCCUUUUAUAGAUUAUCAGGGAUAUAUAUGUAUAAAUAUAAAUAUACAGAAAACCAUUAAGUUAAUUUAUUGAAAUUAUUUGAGGAGUAAAUAUUUUGGUGCAUAAACUCUGAAUUACUUUUUAAAAACAGAUUACACCUUGCUUUGUUAAGUUUUAUGUAUUUUUUUUUGACAAUGAAAACAUUUCAAAUGGUAAUGUCUUUUCAAAUGUACUGCCAGUAUAAAUAAUUCCAGAUGGGUUUCCUAAAUGAAGUACUUUUGUAUCCUAAAGGAUCUGAAAUAGUGUAUUUUCAAAGGCAUCAUCAUUCCUUAAAUCCCCUUGUUUUGAAGAUCAGUUUCUAUGUGGGCUGUAACACUGUACUGUGUACAGGGUAAGGCCAUAUACAAAGCAGUUUGCUAAAUUUUGGCGUACAAAUGUGAUACGUUAAAAAUAAAAUAACAGGCUUAAUGUUUCCCUGUUAUGCAUUGAAACAAGUUGUAUUUUAUUUUUGAUCUUUGUAAUCAGCUCAAUAUUCCUUUCAUUAAAUAUUACCUAGAUAUAUAUACAUUCAUGUUUUAUAAGUUUGGACAAAUUUUUUGGUAACACUUGUAUCAAAUUUUUUUCUAGGAAAUGUUAUCGCAUUUACAAAUUUAAAGACAAAUGAUAUGAGAUUUUUAGUGAAAGGUACUGUUGCAGCCAUAUUGUAUUUCUCCACUGAUUUAAUUUGCAUUUUAAAGUUACAGCCCUAGCAUCCAAGAAACAUAAUUACAUAAUUGAUAUACAUGUAAUUCCAAAAUUACCAUUUCGUAUAGGUUUUUGUUUUUUAAUCAGCUUCAGAAAUUAUCUUUGUAAAGCUUUUCCUUUUAUUAAAGAAGAUAAAAGUCUAAGGAUGAUGGAAUAUGUAAAUAUUUUGAUUCAUUUCAUGUUGGUUUUCUUGCUCAUAACUUCCUGCCAAAAUUUUUUUUUAAAAGAUGCUAAAUUUCCAAGUUCAAUUUAAACUUUGCCUUUGGGUUUAGUUAUUUCUUAGUCAGUUUGGUCAAAUUCCUAAAGCAGAUGAUUUGAAAAGGAAGAAAAAAAUUUUAGACCUUUCUGGUGUACUAGGAGUCUUCUUAAUUGGCUGUUACAGUAGUUAAUAGAAUCAUUCUAAGUGCCAAGAGCCCUUCAAAUGCAGCCUCCACCAGCUGAAUUAUAUUUAACUACUUUGUGACAAGAUUGGGGAACUCAAAAAAGAGCAUUGUGAAGCAUGUAUAGUUGCUAUUGCACCUUGCCAUUUUAAAAUGAAUUCCAGUCAGCCUGGUGGUCUUCCCCAUCCCCUUUCUUCAGAUCCUUAUUGGUUAAAUCACAGCUCAGAUCCCACCUCCUUCUCCUUGAAGCCUUUAGCAAUCAAUUACUUCCCUCUACUGAACACGUUAUACCGUACCACAUAUUUGUAUAUUUAAGAAGUUCUGCCAUCAUUUCAGACAUGUUAAAUGUCUUCUCUACCAGAUUUUCAGCUCUUGGAGAGUAUCUAUUUCUUUCUUACACAUUUUCUCUUUCAUGAAUCACUUUCUCUUCCUCUUUUUCUACCUCUGUUCCUCUCCUCCCACUUCCUUUCUAUAAGAGGCAGCAUGGAGUAGUUACUUAAUCCCUUAAACUCUAGGUAGUGAAAGUGCAGAUCUGCAGGGGUAGGAGUUUUCUUACUUUGGGCUCCCUAUAUUAAUGACAUCAUGGGUCCCAGCCCCGAAUCCUUUCUCCUGAUUUGUUCCUGCAUACCCCAUGAUGCCUGGGCACAGCACUAGGCAUAAAGGUGCUCAAUAGACACUUUUUGGUUGGUUUGUUCACUGUUUCUCCUAUUUCUAGUGCAGGUCAAAUGCCUUCACAUAUUAAGGGCUCUUCAGCAUGGCACAAAGAUCCUUGUAAAACAGUUUAGUUCUUCAGAGUGAGGUUAGGUUUUAAAGUGUAAAAGGCAGAACUGUGUUGUAGUAAGAGAUAACUUGAAGGGAAGAUAUCUGGAUUGUGAAGAAUAGGUGAAUGUUUCUAAGUUUAUCAUGACUCAAAUCUACUUUUGUUUAUGUUGAGUAAUGGUAUAUUUAGUUUUAUAUUCAGAACAAGAACUUUUGUGAAAAAUGUUUUCACAUGUGUCAGAAAACAUUUAGAUACUUGGAGUGUGCUAACAGUAAUAACAUUUUAGUUGCACUGGUAACUCAAGGUCAAAGCACAUGGCCACAUAUAUGUAUAUAUAAUUUGUAUUUGAGAAUUAUCCAAUGGUGAAAGCUAUUGGAAAAUUAUUAUUAAAUGUGUUUUAAAGUGGAAAAAAGCUUUCCACAGUGUUUUGUUUUGGAAAGAACUAGGUUUUUUUUGUAAAGUAACAAAACUCUGAAGGCUGCUUUAGAGGAUUUAAAAAUCUGUAGCUUUCACAAAGCAAGCUGUUUGAUAUCAACAUCUACCAGGUUUCUAGGAAAGACUGGUCAUUCACAGUUUUAAGAAAGACUAUUAUAGAAGUGAGACAAAAAAGGGAAGCUGUCAUGUUGGAUAUUCAGAGACAGGUGAAUAUAUAUCAUAACCUAGCAGUCAUAUCCCUAAAGCUUUAUCCUGUACAUUCUCUUCCAUGAACAUUAUAUAGGCUUAAUUGGGAGAUCAGUAACCAGAGAUUGCAGGUGGAAAAUUAUUAGCACAUCCAAAUUAAGUGUUGGAACCAUUGUGUAGUUACAGGAUCCCCAAAUUUGUGUUAGUGACAGGUAAAAAAGUACACGAUAGCUUUCUUUCUGGAAAGGAUAGUAUAUGAUUAAGUUCUAGAAGGUAUAGUAAUCAUUAAUUAAGACUACUCCUGAAUUUGAACCAUUAUUGUCUAAACCCAUUUUGGAAUUUUAAAUUGGACACCCACAUUUGGAGUAGUAAAAAUUACUUUUCACCAUGCAGUGGUCAGACUAUAUGGAAGGACUUGGAGGGAAGAACUAAUAUUUGGUUAUUUUAUAUUUGUCUUUAUCAUGCAGUAUAAAACAGUUGUACUAAUUUGUGUAUUUUGUAUAUUGGAAACUAUUCGAAAUACCCAUAAUCAAUUACUUCACAUGUCUAACGGUAUUCUUAAUUUUGUUAUAUCGAUUAUUUUCGUGCUUGUCUAAUAUUGCCAUACCCUCUGGAUUCACAUAGUGAGACUUACAGAAAUAAAAGAAAGAAAAUAAGAGAAUAACUAUUAAUAAUGUGGCCAGAAAUGCCAUUCAAAAAAUCCACUCAAUUUUCCUUAAAAGUUGGUUUUAAUUUGUUGCUUUUUAAAAAAUGGUCUUGAAAUGACUGAAUUUAUUUGAUAAAUGCUACAAUAAGCCAAUGCUUUUUUACUGUAUUCAUGCAUGUGCCCAUUUAUGCUACAAGAGAAUAAUGCACUCGUGCUCUUAAGAAGUAGGACUUUAUCACAAAUACAUAUCAGUGAUAUUUUGGUCCAUUUCAAAGGAAGGAUGUUUGUUAUAUUAGAUCACACUAUGAGAAAGUUCUCUAGCUUCUUGUUUCAAGAAAGGUAAAUAAAAACAUUUCAAUGUAAAUUACUCCCAAAGGAUUAUGAACAUUUUAAUCUUUUAACUCCAGGCCCUAGCAUAGUGCCUCUUUUGAAAAAGAGUUAUUUAAAUGGGGACAUGCUGCUUUUAAAAAGUUUGUGUAAACAGUAUGGGUGCUUUCUGCAAAGAAAUGUUUUUAAUAUCCUUGAUUGUUAGCAAGGGGCACUUGAGUAUUACCACCUUCUAGUUAGGCCCUUGUAAGUAGCCAAUGCCAGAAUUAAUGCUUUAGUUGAUUGAGUUGAGAUUACAUUUCAUUUUCCCUUAAAACUCAGUGUUUGCCAAGAUUUGGUGAAAACACUUUUUGAGGAAAUUACUUUUUCUGAGCCUUAAAAGUGGCUGAUAGCAACAGUACUGUAAGAUGCACUGCCAGCAAAUAACUUUCUGUUUGGGUAUAUAAGUUUUUCCUUAGAAGGAUAUAAAAUGAUAUUUGUUUAGAACACGGUGGUUCCUUUUUUUUUUAAUUAAAAAAAAUUUAAAUGUGGCCCUUAAUUCUUCCUUUGGAGAAGUUUUUCCUUUUUUAAAGAGAAGAUGCCAUUUGAGAGAUCUUCCCUAUGGAAUCUUUACCUGACAGGUUCUGCAAGAGGCUUUUCUUCAAAAACUUGAUCCAUGUUUCCCUUAAAUGUCCUCAUUACUCAACUGUGCAGUAUCUGCAGUAAUCCUUGGAGUACCUGUUGAGUUUUUAUCGGUAGUCCGAUCUUUGUUUGAAACCUUGCUGCUAUAAACUGAAAACCUGAUUAUAGGUGAUGUUGAUUGUGCCUUUCAUCACUGUUCUUUCUGUGCCACAGCUGUCCACGUGUAUUUGAAAUAAAGAAUUUUUUAAAAAGUCAA